Molecule: messenger RNA, 1302 nt
Organism: Lolium rigidum
Lineage: Eukaryota; Viridiplantae; Streptophyta; Magnoliopsida; Poales; Poaceae
Product: COBRA-like protein 7
Exons: 6
Biological process (GO): cellulose microfibril organization; plant-type cell wall cellulose biosynthetic process
Cellular component (GO): plasma membrane
Source: RefSeq, a predicted model, not a curated record
UUUGCUUUUAUUUUUGUUUUCGCGUUUCACGCAGAUGCGUAUGAUCCGGUGGAUCCGCUGGGGAACAUCACCAUCAAUUGGGAUUUUACGAGCAUGGACACUAGUCAGUACACGGUCAUGGUGAGCAUCCACAAUUACCAGCUGUACCGCCAUAUCGAGCGCCCGGGAUGGCGGCUGGGCUGGGCGUGGUCCGGCCACGAGAUCAUCUGGGACGUGAGGGGCGCCGAGACGACGGAGCUGGGCAACUGCUCCGGCGUCCACUUCGACCCCGGCCACCCUCCGCACUGCUGCGACAAGCGGCCCGUCGUGGUGGACCUGCCGCCGGGCGCGCCGUACAACAUUCAGGUGGCCAACUGUUGCCGAGGCGGCGUGCUGUCGUCCCUCUCGCAGAACAACAGCACGGCCACCGCCGCGUUUCAGAUGUCCGUCGGCGGUUUCGACCGCGACGGCGGAAACCCGAACGGCGACCCCGUGAAGCCGGCCAACUUCAGCAUCGGCGUGCCGGGCUACACCUGCAGCAACGCCACCCAGGUGCCCGCGACGAGGUCCAAGGUCGACGAGCAGCGGCACGUCCAAGUCAUGCUGACAUGGCAGAUCAUCUGCUCGUACUCGCAGUUCAGAGACGGGCCGUCGCCGUCUUGCUGCGUCUCCCUCUCGUCCUUCUACAACAGCACCAUUGUGGGGUGCCCGCAGUGCAGCUGCGGCUGCCCGCGCUCUCCAUCCGCGCCGCAAUGCUUCAGGCAACAGUCCAAGCUCCAGGCUCUGCCUGACGCGGAUGGCAAUCCGCCGACGCCGGUCAUCCGGUGCACGGAGCACAUGUGCCCGAUCCGGGUGCACUGGCACGUGAAGCAGAACUACCGGGAAUACUGGAGGGUGAAGGCGUCGAUCACCAACUACGACAUGGUCAGCAACUACAGCGACUGGAACCUUGUAGUGCGGCACCCCAACCUCGCCAACAUCACGCAGCUCUUCAGCUUCAACUACCAGCCUCUCAUCCAGUACGACACCAUCAAUGACACGGCCAUGUUCUGGGGGAUCGCCAACUACAACGAGAUGCUGCUGCGGGACGGGAACGUGCAGACGGAGAUGAUACUGAAGAAAGACCCGAGCGACUUCACCUUCUCGGGGGGCUGGGCGUUCCCGCGGAGGGUCUACUUCAACGGACACCAGUGCGCCAUGCCCUCGCCUGAUCAGUACCCUUCGCUGCCCAACGCCGCCUCCGACGUGCGCGUCUCAGCGCUGCAGCGAUGGCUCAUCACCGGCUCCUGUCUGCUCUUGCUAUCUAUGUUCCAUGUCAUGUGA